Molecule: messenger RNA, 1390 nt
Organism: Cantharellus anzutake
Lineage: Eukaryota; Fungi; Basidiomycota; Agaricomycetes; Cantharellales; Hydnaceae
Product: histone acetyltransferase type B subunit 2
Exons: 9
Coding region: 18-1307 (429 amino acids)
Biological process (GO): regulation of gene expression
Cellular component (GO): Rpd3L complex; cytoplasm; Rpd3L-Expanded complex
Molecular function (GO): histone binding
Source: RefSeq, a predicted model, not a curated record
UCUGGUCCUCUGGCGCGAUGAACGAGGACGAGAAUGCUGAGAUUGAAAACAAGACUAUCAAUGAGGAGUACAAAAUAUGGAAGAAGAACACUCCCUAUCUCUACGACACGGUGGUAACACACGCUCUUGAUUGGCCUACAUUGACGUGUCAAUGGUUCCCUGAUAUCGAGAGCCCUCCAGGGAAGCCAUACAUACAGCACCGACUGUUAUUUGGCACGCACACAUCUGGGCAGGGUAGAGAAUACCUUCAAAUCGCCUCUUUGCAACUUCCAAAGUCAGAAAGUGACGUCGAUAAAGAUGUUCUCGCCCGUGACUCGUACGACGAUGAGCGAGGAGAACUAGGAUCACACAGUGCAACCGCGCCACAUGCCCGUCUUCAAAUCAUACAGAAGAUCAACCAUGAGGGCGAGGUUAACCGGGCUCGAUAUAUGCCUCAGAAUCCUGACCUCAUUGCAAGCAAAGCCGUGAAAGGCUCAGUGUUCAUCUUCGAUCGAACAAAGCAUCCAAGCGAACCUGAGAAAGAUGGAGUGUGUCGUCCUGAUAUCGAACUUGCAGGUCAGGAGAAAGAAGGGUUUGGAUUGGAUUGGAGUCCAUUGAAAAAAGGCCACAUACUUGGCUCAUCAGAGGAUUUCACGGUCUGCCAAUGGGACAUAACAGCAUUUAAGAAAGGAAAUAGGACUUUGGAGCCUCUGCGCACAUUCCGAGGCCAUCGUUCCGUAGUCGGAGAUGUUUCAUGGAAUUCUGCCAACGAGAACAUAUUCGCAUCCGUUGGAGAUGACAAACGUUUACUGAUAUGGGACACCCGGAAUAGCAGCGAUUCUGAACCCAGUCAAGACAUCAUGGCACAUGAGAAGGAAAUUCUGGCUGUAGCAUUCAGCCCCAGCAGCGGCACCAUGCUACUUACAGGCUCCUCGGAUAAAACAAUUGCACUUUGGGACACAAGAUCUCUCAAAACACCACUGCAUAGCUUCCACCAUCACACGGACGAAAUUUUGCACAUCAGCUGGUCACCAACUCAUGAAACAAUUUUCGCAUCAGCAUCGUCUGAUAGACGAGUGGCGAUUUGGGAUUUGGCGUCAAUAGGCCUCGAGCAGACUCCAGAUGAUGCUGACGAUGGACCGCCGGAACUGCUUUUUGUCCACGGUGGUCACACGAGCAGACCCACGGACGUCGCGUGGGCCCUGGGGGAUGAGAUGCAGUGGUAUGUUGCAAGUGCGGCUGAAGAUAAUGUUGUUCAGAUUUGGAAGAUGAGUGAAGGGAUAUAUGCUCGAGGCCAACGAAAGGUGGAGGAUAUGGACCUGGAGUGAACCAGAACGAAAUAUGUAAUUAUGUUGGCUUGUAUGUUAUCCAGGAUGAAGGAUAUAAGGCACAGAUACAGUUGCGUUGUGGC